This is a messenger RNA of Pieris macdunnoughi, 1350 nucleotides long. The record is from the annotation of a GenBank genome assembly. Lineage: Eukaryota; Metazoa; Arthropoda; Insecta; Lepidoptera; Pieridae.
AUGAGUAAAUCUAAUGAAGAAAUUCGAUACAUUUUAAAAUUUUACUACAAAAAAGGUAAAAAUACAACGCUAGCCGCGAAAAAAAUUUGCGAUGCCUAUGGACCUAGUGCAGUGUCUGUGAGAGUAGCACAAAUUUUGUUUAAGCGUUUUCAAUCCGGCAAUUUUUAUGUUAAUGAUGCACGUCGCUCUGGUCGCCCUAUUACGGAGAAAAUGGAUGACAUUUUUGAAAAAGUGGAGCAAGAUCGGCAUAUCAGUAGUUACGACGUAGUCCAAGAAGUUUGCACAUUGCCGGCAUUAACUGGCGAAAGUGCAGAUUACACACUGAGAUGGUUCUACGACACAUCAAAGAGAAGAUGUCGCCAAUUCUAUUAUGGAGGAUGUGGUGGAAAUGGAAACAACUUUAUAAGCGAACGCCAAUGUGAAGAUCGUUGCUCGGAACAAGUCGUUGUUACAACGAUAGCACCCAUCGCUACACCACAAACAUCUGAUCCUGUGGACGAUCCUGCUGGAAUCAGCAAUGUACCAAAUGAGAUCAUUUAUGGAAGCCUGGGAGAACCACUCAAUAUCCGAUGUCUUGCAUUUGGCUACCCUCCACCAUCCAUCUAUUGGUACAAAGGAAAAAGUGGCCCAAUGAUUCCAUACAGCAGUACACUGUAUGAGACAAGAGGAAAUGUGUUACAAAUUCGUCAGUUGAACGCAGAGACGCUCGGAGAAUAUAUUUGCCAAGCUUAUAAUGGUUUUGGAAAACCAGCUGAAUGGGCCUUUGAAGUGCAAGAACUGACAGCUAAACCUAUUGAAAACUAUAUAGAUCCUCUUUUGUCUCUGCCGUCCCAAGAACCUCAAACUGAAGGAACGACUACACAGGCGCCUAAAAUUGAAGUACCUGUUUAUACUGUACCUGUGACGACGAGGAUAUUAGCUGAAGCGAGCCAAGUGUCUGCUGGGACAGUGAUCACAGUGCCUUGCGAGGUUGACGGAUACCCUGUACCUGUAGUUAGAUGGUCAAAGGAUAAUGUUCCUUUAGAGUCAAGCAAUAGAAUACAGAUGACCGAGGGGCGCCUGACGAUAUCCCACGCGAACACAAAUGACACUGGAGAAUACGCGUGCGAAGCCAGCAACGAUUAUAGCUCGCACUCAUCCAUAGUUUGGAUUAUUGUUGAAGGAAUGUAUAUCCCGCCGACCUGCAAGGACAAUCCCUACUUCGCUCUGUGUCACCUCAUCGUGCGCAGUAACCUCUGCCAUAGCAUAUACUAUUCACGGAUCUGUUGCAAAUCGUGUGUGGAAGCCGGGCAGCUAGUUCCUUCCGAGCUGGAACUGAUGCAGGGUGACGAAUCCUUCAAAAAGAAGUAG